Magnolia sinica is the source of this 1344-nucleotide messenger RNA. Its product is annotated as chalcone synthase 1-like. Lineage: Eukaryota; Viridiplantae; Streptophyta; Magnoliopsida; Magnoliales; Magnoliaceae. The record is from RefSeq and is a predicted model, not a curated record. The coding region runs from base 156 to 1325 and encodes 389 amino acids. The transcript has 2 exons. Gene Ontology annotation, molecular function: acyltransferase activity, transferring groups other than amino-acyl groups. Gene Ontology annotation, biological process: polyketide biosynthetic process.
UGCUCUUUGCGGUGUGGGGAGAGAGAGAGGGAGGAGGGCUGGCCAUCUACAGCAAUCUCCCUAUAAGAAACGAAAGCACAACCAAACCUCUUGUGCCGUCCAUUCAUCCAUCGCUCAUCCAUACUCCCACGUACCAACUACCGUGGUCCGUUGAAAUGGUGACCGUCGAUGCCAUCCGUAAGUCGCAGAGGGCCGAAGGAACGGCCGCCGUGAUGGCAAUCGGGACCGCUAACCCACCGAAUGUUGUGGAUCAAAGCACGUACCCGGACUACUACUUUCGAGUCACGAACAGCGAGCACAAGGUGGAGAUAAAACAGAAGUUCAAGCGCAUGUGUGAAAAAUCCACGAUCAAGAAGAGGUACAUGUAUUUGACGGAGGAGAUUUUAAAGGAAAAUCCUAACGUAUGUGCCUACAUGGCUCCAUCAUUCGAUACAAGACAAGACAUGGUGGUGGUGGAAGUACCCAAGCUAGGCAAAGAAGCUGCAUCCAAAGCCAUCAUGGAGUGGGGCCAGCCCAAGUCCAACAUCACCCAUCUCAUCUUUUGCACCACCAGCGGCAUCGACAUGCCCGGCGCCGAUUACCAGCUCACAAAGCUCCUCCACCUCCGCCCCUCAAUCAAACGUCUCGUACUCUACCAACAAGGUUGCUUUGCCGGUGGAACCGUGCUUCGACUCGCAAAAGACCUUGCUGAAAACAACAAAGGUGCACGUGUCCUGGCCAUCUGCUCUGAGAUCACAGCCGUCACUUUCCGUGGGCCCAGCGACACUCACCUCGAUAGCCUUGUCGGCCAAGCACUUUUCGGAGACGGCGCAGCUGCUGUGAUUGUGGGUGCAGAUCCCAUCCCUGGCAUUGAGAAACCUUUGUUUGAGCUUAUCUCCGCAGCCCAGACAAUACUCCCAGACAGCGAUGGAGCCAUCGAUGGUCAUCUUAGGGAAGCGGGUCUGACCUUCCACCUUAUGAAAGACGUGCCAGGGCUCAUUUCAAAUAACAUUGAAAAGAGCCUUAUUGAGGCCUUAGAGCCGUUGGGUAUUUCCGACUGGAACUCUCUGUUCUGGAUCAUGCACCCAGGUGGGCCUGCGAUCUUGGACCAUGUGGAGAUGAAGCUGGGACUUAAGGCUGAGAAGCUGCGUGCGACGAGGCACGUGCUGAGUGAGUAUGGGAACAUGUCGAGCGCGUGCGUGCUGUUUAUACUGGAUGAGAUGAGGAAGAAGUCGGUGGAAGAAGGGUGUAAGACGACUGGUGAAGGUCUUGAGUGGGGCGUGCUAUUCGGGUUCGGACCUGGGCUUACCGUCGAGACAGUCGUGCUUCACAGCGUGGCUGGCUAGAGGCUCGCUGUUAGGUGAA